AUGAAUGGAAGGUCAUGUGGCAUGAGUCUCCAUCGGCCAUCAAGAAACCCGCAGGGGCCUGGGUUGCUCAGUGGUCAACAUACUCCUCCUAUCAGAGCCCACUCGGGCACUCCGGGCUCCUCAUCCUUUGCCAGCCUACCCAGCCCCGCUAUUGGAAGUCUUGCUAAUAAUCUCCACCUCAGGAUGUCCUCCGGAGCAGGGAUGGCUGCUCAGAGCAACGUGGCUGUGAGCCCCAUCCAUCUGCCUGCCCUGAGCCCCAGGAGACAGUUACUCACCAAUGGGAAGCCUCAGUUUCCAGCCACUCAGGCCCGUGGCAUGGCUGCAUCUCUUACAGUAAAGCCCAAACAGCAAGAAUUUGGAGACCCCUUUUCUCCAAAUCCCGAGAAAGGGGCUCUUGGCUUUGGGCCUCAGUGCAAGUCCAUUGGAAAAGGCAGCUGCAACAAUCUAGUGGUCACCAGCAGUCCCAUGAUGGUUCAGCGACUGGGACCCAUUUCACCUCCAGCAAGCCAGGUCUCCACAGCAUGCAAGCAGAUCAGUCCUAGCUUACCGAGGGCACUGAAUGCAGCCAACCUGAAUAGACCUCCUUCAGAUUCCAGGUCCCUUAUUCUGCAAGAGUCCCUGGUGUCCACGACUUUGAGUCUGGCAGAGACUCCAUCGGCCUUGAGUGUGAAGCAGGAGUGGUCUCAGAGCUACAGGGCUUUUCCUUCACUGUCAUCGAACCAUGGCUCUCAGAAUGGCAUGGACCUAGGGGACCUUCUGAGCUUGCCUCCUGGCACGCCGGGGUCCAGUAAUAGCGUCUCUAACUCCUUGCCACCUUAUCUUUUUGGCAUGGAAAAUAGCCACUCUCCUUACCCUGGUCCUCGGCACUCAGCAACCAGGUCCCAUUCCACCCGCUCCAAGAAGAGAGCGCUGUCCCUGUCCCCGCUGUCUGAUGGCAUUGGGAUUGACUUCAAUACUAUCAUCCGCACUUCGCCGACUUCCUUGGUUGCCUACAUCAACGGAUCAAGAGCCUCCCCUGCCAGCGUGUCCCCACAGUCGGAGGUCUAUGGGCAUUUCCUGGGUGUUCGCGGCAGCUGCAUUCCCCAGUCUUGUGCAGUGUCCAGUGGGCAGAAAGGCGUGCUGGUGGCCAGCGGAGGACAGGUGCUGCCAGGCUAUGGCGAGGAUGGGACCCUGGAGUACGAGCGCAUGCAGCAGCUGGAGCAUGGUGGCCUGCAGUCUGGACCUGUGAACAGUGUGGCGCUGCAGCCGGGCCUCCCGGGCCAGGAUGGGUCAGCCAACAUGCUCAAAACCGAGCGCCUGGAGGAGUUCCCAGGCAGUGCGUUGGACCUGCCCUCUGCGCAGCCUCUCCCUCCUCUUCCCCCGCCUCAGGGCCCCCCACCCCCAUACCAUGCCCACCCACACCUUCAUCACCCAGAGCUCCUGCCCCAUACACAGCCACUGGCCCUGGCCCAGGCUGGCCUGGAUGAGGAUGGGGAGAUGGAGGACUCAGGGGGCAAGCACUGCUGCCGUUGGAUAGACUGCAGCGCCCUGUAUGACCAGCAGGAGGAACUGGUGAGGCACAUCGAGAAGGUCCACAUAGACCAGCGCAAGGGGGAAGACUUCACCUGCUUCUGGACUGGCUGCCCAAGGAGGUACAAGCCCUUCAACGCCCGCUAUAAACUGCUGAUCCACAUGAGGGUCCACUCGGGUGAGAAGCCCAACAAGUGUACGUUUGAAGGGUGCAAGAAGGCCUUUUCAAGACUUGAGAACCUCAAGAUUCAUUUGCGGAGCCACACGGGGGAGAAGCCAUACCUGUGCCAGCACCCGGGCUGCCAGAAGGCUUUCAGCAACUCCAGUGACCGUGCCAAGCACCAGAGGACACAUCUUGACACUAAACCUUAUGCUUGUCAAAUUCCAGGAUGUACAAAACGCUACACCGAUCCAAGUUCCCUAAGAAAGCAUGUGAAAGCGCAUUCUUCCAAAGAACAACAGGCAAGGAAAAAGCUGCGGUCUAGCACUGAGCUCCAUCCAGAUCUCCUCACCGACUGUCUCGCUGUGCAGCCUCUGCAGCCAGCCACUUCCCCCAGAGACACUGAUGGCGCCGUGGUACGCUCCCCAGGGCCAGGGCCUGGGCCUGAACUCUAUCCAGCUCCCAUUUUCGCCAGCAGUCAUUCAAGCCGAAGUGGAACAGCUGCUGGGGCCGUGCCACCCCCACAUCCUGUCAGUCACCCUUCUCCGGGACAUAAUGUACAGGGGAGCCCCCACCACCCCUCCUCCCAGUUACCUCCACUCGCAGCUGUGGACGCAGGCACCGAGAGGUUUGCACCUCCGACUCCAUCUCCUCAGCACAUGAGCCCAGGAAGAGUCCCAGCUCCUCCAUCGCUGCUGCAGAGAGCACAGCCUCCCCACACCCAGCAGCCACCAGGCUCACUCCUGAAGUCCUAUCAGCCAGAAACAAACCCUGCUUUUCAGUCGAAUGGUAUCCACGUCCAUGGAUUUUAUGGCCAGUUGCAGACAUUCUGCCCCCCACAUUACCCGGAUUCUCAGAGAACUCUGCCACCCAGCAGCUCCUGCAGUAUGGUGCCUGCCUUUGAGGACUGCCUGGUCCCUACGUCCAUGGGUCAGACCGGCUUUGAUGUUUUCCACAGAGCCUUCUCAACACACUCAGGCAUUACAGUGUACGAUUUGCCUUCAGCUUCCUCCAGCCUCUUUGGAGAAUCUCUCCGCAGUGGCCCCGAAGAUCCCGCAUUCUUGCAGCUCAGCGCUGUGGACCGCUGUCCUAGCCAGCUGUCCUCCGUGUAUACCGAAGGCUAAAAGGCUCCGCAGGUCUCUCCUGCCCAUCCAGGACCUUUGAGUCGCUCGUCCCCUCUUACUUUCAUACACUCACAAGAUGUGUGAGGGAUGUCAACCAAAUCUGUGGAGCCAGUAGGGUCACGUGGUCUCUGGAAGGCGGGACUGGAUGGUCGGUUCUGACUUUUCAGAAAUGCCUGCGCCUCUUCCAUUUUCCCUCAGUUUGCUGGGCCAGGUGACAAGCAGGAAUUUCUUUUCAAAGGGAAUUUAGAGUCUCACUUUAAAGAUACCUGUCACUUCCUGCCUGUCAGCUCUCAGAAGACACCAAUGAAUGUGUCCAUGAAUGGGAUGACCCUUGCUGAAGGCUCGAAAGCGGGGAAGACUGCCCAGUCCCCAGAGGCCGGAUGUGCCACCUCGCCCUGUUUUCCCUCCUGGCUGAGUGACGCACAGUCGUGGACAGUGAGGGAAAUGCACGUCCAAAGCAGGUGUGGCUUAGACUCUCUCAAACUCUGGCUUCAACAUUUGUCUUACAUAGCCCAUGCUAACUAUUUGCUCCUCAGUUGCUCCCCCAGUGGCAAAAUAAGGGUUUAUGUUCGCCAGCCUACUUUGUUUUUGAACUUUAAAGACUUGCUUUUCACAUCUACUUUUAAAGGAAAAAUAUUUAAAGGUUUGUUCAUUUGUUAUAAGUCAGUACCCUUUUAAUCACCCCAGCUGCGUGUAUUUUAGCACAGCCGUAACUCUU
Messenger RNA from Arvicola amphibius (Eurasian water vole), 3511 nucleotides. It is a transcript of the gene Glis3, whose product is annotated as GLIS family zinc finger 3. Gene Ontology annotation, cellular component: nucleus. Gene Ontology annotation, biological process: regulation of transcription by RNA polymerase II. The record is from RefSeq and is a predicted model, not a curated record. The transcript is spliced from 10 exons. The coding region runs from base 1 to 2793 and encodes 930 amino acids. NCBI's taxonomy places the organism in Eukaryota, Metazoa, Chordata, Mammalia, Rodentia, Cricetidae. Gene Ontology annotation, molecular function: RNA polymerase II cis-regulatory region sequence-specific DNA binding; DNA-binding transcription factor activity, RNA polymerase II-specific.